This is a messenger RNA of Salvia miltiorrhiza (redroot sage), 334 nucleotides long. Its product is annotated as heat shock factor-binding protein-like. The transcript has a single exon. The record is from RefSeq and is a predicted model, not a curated record. Gene Ontology annotation, molecular function: transcription corepressor activity. Gene Ontology annotation, cellular component: nucleus; cytosol. Lineage: Eukaryota; Viridiplantae; Streptophyta; Magnoliopsida; Lamiales; Lamiaceae. Gene Ontology annotation, biological process: cellular heat acclimation. The coding region runs from base 72 to 329 and encodes 85 amino acids.
GGAAUCUCACAAAAUUUUCAUCUCAAUUUCUCUCUCUAGGGCAUUUCCGGGGAAGAUUUCACUCCCAAAAGAUGGAUGGUCAAGAUGAUGCUAAACAAAGUACCGCUGACAUGAUUGCGUUCGUGCAAAAUCUUCUUCAGCAAAUGCAAUUGAGGUUUCAGACAAUGUCAGAAUCUAUCAUCUCUAAAAUUGAUGAGAUAGGUAACCGGAUUGAUGAGUUGGAGCACAACAUCAACGAUCUUAGAGCUGAGAUUGGUCAAGAAGGCACUCCAUCGCCUUCAGAUCCAAUGAAGACUGGAGAAGAACCCAAAUCUGGUGGAGAUAGUUAAAGAAA